GACCUUAUUUAUCUGUUCUCCCUCACCACCACUACCACCACCACUUCCAUCUCCUCCUUGUGCUCACUCCCUCACUUUCUGCAGUGUGCUCCCUUGGUGACUAGUUGAUCUCUCUCUCUCUCUGACAAGAAGCUUCAACAGUUGAACCUUGUUCACCUUGCUAAGCAUUAGCUCCACAAGAUGGGCCGAUCUCCUUGCUGUGAGAAAGUGGGUUUGAAGAAAGGGCCAUGGACACCUGAGGAAGACCAGAAACUCUUGGCUUACAUUGAAGAACACGGCCAUGGAAGCUGGAGAGCCUUGCCUGCUAAAGCUGGGCUUCAAAGGUGUGGGAAGAGCUGUAGACUGAGAUGGACUAACUACCUCAGACCUGAUAUUAAGAGAGGGAAAUUCAGUUUGCAAGAAGAACAGACCAUCAUUCAACUCCAUGCCCUUUUAGGAAACAGGUGGUCAGCCAUAGCAACUCACUUGCCUAAGAGAACAGAUAAUGAGAUAAAGAACUACUGGAACACACAUCUCAAGAAACGGUUAACUAAGAUGGGAAUCGAUCCUGUGACCCACAAGCCCAAGAGUGACACACUGAGCCCUGUCGAUGGCCAAUCUAAGGCCGCAGCAAAUCUCAGCCACAUGGCUCAGUGGGAGAGUGCUCGCCUUGAAGCCGAAGCUCGAUUGGUCAGAGAGUCAAGGCUGAAAUCCACUUCUUUCCAACCAGUCCAGGUCCAGCCUCAGCUUGGCUCCUCCUCUUCCCCUGACAUCGUUCCUCAGCUCCUCAACAAGACAGCAGCGGCGUCGGCUGGAGCUCCACCGGCACCGCCACUGUGUUUGGACGUGCUUAAGGCUUGGCAAGGAGGAUGGUCAAAGUCAACGAAAGGUGGUUUCGUUGCCUGUGUCGGCAACGGCCCUGAUCUCGAGUCCCCAACGUCUACAUUAAGCUUCUCUGAGAACCCACUUCCGAUUCAAAACGUGGGUAAUGCGGCGGUGGACUACUACGGCAACAACGAUAAUGAAGGUGGGAUGGUGAAGGAAGAAGGUGAAGAAGAGUGGAAAGGGUUCAAAGACAGAGUUGAGAGCUCCAUGACGUUCUCUACCGCCAGUCUCCAAGAUGUUGUGUUCGCCGUCGAGACCCCUUGGUCGCCGGAAUCACGGAAGGUAGAAAACGGGCACGUGGGUGCUUCAAAUUUCAUGGACGGUUUCGCGGAUCUUCUUCUUACUAAUGCCGACGAUCAUAAUGAGUCUGAUAGAGGUGGAGAUUCCGAUAAUGGCGAUGGAAACGUUGGGAGAGAAGGGUUUAGCUACGAAGAGAACAAGAACUACUGGAACAAUAUACUCAAUUUGGUAAACUCUUCCCCGUCAGAUUCACCGGUCUUCUAAGAUCUCCGGCCGCACCAGAAUUAUAACUGUAAAAGAAAUGUUAACGUCAUAAUUCAGAAUCCAAAAUGACUGGUUUUUAAUUUUAGGAAAAAAAAAAUAAAAAAAAAUCCAAUAGUCAUGGGGAUACAUUUUGUAGUGUUAGGGAAAAUCGUCCUUAAUGCCAACUUAUUUGAGUCAACUCAGUGUAAUUGUGUGAUCAGUUGGUCUGCUUAGACCUUUUAACUUUAAGAGAUUGGAAUGUAAUUUCUUUGUUUUAUUUGGUUAUAAUUUUCGUAAUGCUGUAAGAGACUUGUAACAGAAACAGGGCGGUUGUAUUAAUGGAUCAAAAUGGUCCAAGUAGCCUUGUUGGUGUCA
Molecule: messenger RNA, 1722 nt
Organism: Macadamia integrifolia
Lineage: Eukaryota; Viridiplantae; Streptophyta; Magnoliopsida; Proteales; Proteaceae
Product: transcription factor MYB106-like
Exons: 3
Coding region: 181-1368 (395 amino acids)
Source: RefSeq, a predicted model, not a curated record